AUGAUAUUGCCUAAAGAUCUGGAAAAUAUUGGAAAAAGUUGUUUUGUGUAUUGUUUACAACUUUCCAGAGUCAUUUCUUCGAAUAAAAUCAAAUCUAUUGGAGAUUCGUGUUUUGGUAAUUGUAGUAAUUUGGAGGACUUUGAAAUACCAAAAGGAGUCACUUCGAUCGGAAACAAUUCGUUUUUUAAAUGCUCAAAACUCAAAAAUUCGUUUGAAUUCGACUGUUUAACUGUAUUGGGUAAAUCCGCAUUUGCCGAGUGCUCUAAUAUAACAACAGUGAUCAUCAAAGGUACUGUGGAAAGAUUAGAAGAUAACACUUUUGAUAAUUGCAUUUCACUUGUUACCGUGGAGCUGCCCAAAAGUGUCAAAAUGAUCAAAUCAGAAUGUUUCAAAAACUGCAUAAAACUUGAAAAUUUUGUAUUACCAGAAGAUGUCUGUUAUAUCGGGUUUCAUGCUUUUUUAAAUUGCAGUUUGAUAAGAAACGUGAAAAUAAAUCCAAAUGCAUUUUUUGUUAGUAUGGGAGCUUUUUGUGGAUGUACAAAUCUCGAAAAGGAAGGGAAAAUACCAAAAAUGUUUUCGAUGGCUUGCAUUUUGAGACGAAAAGCAAAAAUACAAAGGAAUUUUUAUUUAUUUAAGAUAAAUAUUCUGAAUUUAUUAGACUUAAAUUAA
Molecule: messenger RNA, 669 nt
Organism: Entamoeba invadens IP1
Lineage: Eukaryota; Evosea; Mastigamoebida; Endamoebidae
Exons: 3
Coding region: 1-669 (222 amino acids)
Source: RefSeq, a predicted model, not a curated record